AUGCCUUUAAUAGACGACGGAUCUGGGAUCGUUCUCAAGGAAAUAUCUAAAGAAAAUAUUGAAGAUUUAAGAAAAUGGAUAGCAACACAACCACAUUUACCACAAAACAUCCCAGAGGAAAUGCUGAUACUUUUUUACCAUAGCUGCUUUUUUGAUAUGGAACAAACCAAAAGUUGCAUAGAAGUUUACUACACACUCAAAACAGAAACUCCAGAAUUUUUUGCGAAUCGUGACGUUUUUAGACCAGAACUCGUUAAUGCCCUCAAUGUCUUAGAUUACGGUUGUUUGCCAAUCCGCAGCCCAAAUGACUAUCAAAUCAUCUACCACAAAUUACGAAUUUUCGAGGCCAACAAAUAUGUGUUUAACGACGGCGUAAAAUUGUUGAUUAUGGCAAUGGAUGCAUGCUUCAAGGUGGACGGUACUUGUCCUGGCUAUAUAUUCUUAUUUGACAUGCGUGGCGUCCGAUUGGGCCAUCUCACCAGACUGAGCAUAUCUUCACUCCGAAAAUUCUUCACGUUUAUACAAGAAGGAUUACCUGUUCGUUUGAAAGGUAUACAUGUCCUGAACACGCAGUCAAUUGUUGACAAGAUUAUGAUGUUGCUGAAACCUUUCAUGAAAAAAGAGCUGUUGAGUAUGGUGCACUUCUACACAGAAAGAGACGUGGAGAAAAUUUACGAAGCGGUGCCGAAACAGUGUCUGCUCGAAGACUACGGCGGCCUGGCGCAAUCCAUCGAGAAAACGCACGCUCAUUUUGUCGAAUGGAUGAAAUUAAUGAAGCCGUUGUUUGAAGACGAUUACCAAUACAAAACCGACGAAUCAAAAAGGCCAAAAAAGAGUAAAAAGUCCAUAUCAACUUCAUUUAAAUCGUUGGAAAUCGACUGAUGUUAGAAAUCUUGAUUGCAAAUUACAACGUAAUCGGA
This is a messenger RNA of Diuraphis noxia (Russian wheat aphid), 920 nucleotides long. RefSeq names its product alpha-tocopherol transfer protein-like. The record is from RefSeq and is a predicted model, not a curated record. Gene Ontology annotation, molecular function: phosphatidylinositol bisphosphate binding. Gene Ontology annotation, cellular component: membrane. Lineage: Eukaryota; Metazoa; Arthropoda; Insecta; Hemiptera; Aphididae.